AACACACGGGUGUCAGUUCAACACGUGCGACAUACUUGGCUUUGUUUGUGUGUGACCAGACGUUAACAGUGUGAGGUGACAUUUCCGAGAGUUGCACCACAGUGUAGAAAGGUGUUUUCAACUGCAACUGGUAAGGUUAAAGGUUGGUCGCGACAACUCGUCUGAUCAGCGGACCCUGAUAUGGACCGUCGGAGAGCUGUAAAGUGACUUGCUGGCGCGCUGUAGCACAGACAGCGCGGUGUCCUCAGGAGGAGCCGAGAACUGGAUUCAGUGGACUGAGGAAGAACAGAAAACUUUCCUUGCCACUACUUAAAAUGAUAAACCUGUAAUACCACAAGUCCAUCACACCAAACCUCAUUAGAUCUAAGGUAAGUUUAAAGCAAACCACUACUAACGGAAUUUUUGGAAUAAUACAUGAGCUAUUCUGAUUAGAAAUGAAAUAGACUAUGUAAAGAGAAACAGGUCAGGAAGAAUAGAAAAAUACAGCAGUCCAGUUACCUACAAAGACUUUAUUUUCAAAGAUUUGCAUUUUAUUUUACUGUGUGCUGCAACCUGUAGAACUGGUGUGGCGCAAGUUCCUGUUUUACUUCCUCAGCAAGCUGUAAGUAUCAGCACUUCUUUAGUACUUAAAAGUACUUGAUUAUUGUGAUAGCACUGAAAGAAAUUGCCUGAUGUGAGUCAUUUCCUUUUCUGAGCUGUGAACCAUAGAUCUGUUAAAGCAUGUGAUAUAUGUAGAUAUGAAACUCCCAUUUGAUUUCAUUCAGCAAACACAACCAGACAGAAAAAUACCCUCUGGACCUCUUACAGCAGAUCUAUAUCUGUUGAUGAGUGAGACGCAAUGUGGAUUACACUUUUUAUCACAACAACCCUCUGUUUUUCUAUGUCCCGAGCUGGUGACUUUUGUGAAAAUGUUCUUAAAGAAUGCCGAGACAGUGACCCGUCAUGGAUAGGUUGUUACGAGGAUCGAAUUAUGACCUGCAAGCCAAGAGGCCGCUCCAUGACAGGCAUCAAACAACUCAAAGUAGACUCGCUUCAAGAGGUUGAUGUGAGACCUACAUUUGAACAUAGAGUUCACAUCCCAUCAGCAGCUCUACAAGAAAGCAUAGGAAAUGUGCCUGAGGUGGAUGCCCUGGUGGUGGCCUCUGUAAUAAACAGCAGUUAUUUUAAGCUGAGUCCUCCCCAAAGAAGUAGGACACCACAAAUUCAUCGCAGAAAUGGCAAAGUAUUUAGGGACUCAGCCGUAUGUGUGCGGGCAGGAAACCGUGCAGUCGAGAAUCUCUCACAACCCAUCACGUUAACCUUCAAACACAACAAAGAGGUUGAAAGUGGAACGUGUGUAUUUUGGAAGGAAACAUCAGCAAAGGAUGGAACAGGUUACUGGAGCAAUGAAGGCUGUGACACAAAUUACACGGCACAUGAAUUUAUUUGCAGCUGCAACCAUCUGAGCUUCUUUGCUGUGCUUGUGAAUCCAGGAAUAUCGGUGACAAAAGCUGAUGCCAACAAACUAAACUACAUCACUUACAUUGGAUCAGGACUCUCCGCCCCCUUCGCACUGAUCAGUUUGUUCAUCUAUAUUUAUCUACAUCGGCGGCAUCCUGAGAAAUCCAUAAGUCUGCACAUGCAGCUAACAGUGGCGAUGUUCUGCCUCCAUCUCACCUUCCUGCUGUCCAGCCUCCUGGCCCAACUACUGAAGGAAAAAGAGGACAGCUCAUCUUGCCUGGUACUGGGUCUGGUUUUACACUGGUCCCUGCUGGCCACCAUGACCUGGAGUGCUCUGGAGGGGUUCCACCUCUACCUUCUGCUCAUCCGGGUCUUCAACAUCUAUGUGAGGAGGUACCUGCUCAAACUCAGCCUGAUUGGAUGGGGUUUUCCUACACUGGUUGCAGCUGUUUGUGGGAUUUCACGUGUUUAUGGCAAAUACACUCUGAAAUACAGCAACAGCAAUUUAACACAACACAUGUGCUGGAUGAGCAACGAGUCUGAACAAAAGCUCCUCGUAGUCAGCUACAUCACUACCGUGGCCUUUCCUUUCUUGGUGGUUGUGUUCAAUGCCUGCAUGCUGGGGCUGGUGGUGUUUAAGAUGUGGGAACUAAGAAGGGGUGAUAGAAGCUUUGGAAGCAGCAGUGACUGGAAGAAGAUAAACAAAGAGAGAAAGAAGAGGUUAUGGAAGGACUGUGUCACAGUGCUGGGCCUCAGCUGUGUCCUUGGGUUACCUUGGGGGUUAGCCAGCACUACAUACGUUUCACUCGCUGGGAUCUACAUAUUCACCGUAUUGAACUCCCUUCAAGGUCUAUUUAUUUUCCUGUGGUCUGUGGCGAUGGCCUGGUCAAAAUCUCAACCUGAAAAUAACUCAUCAAUCAGAGACUCUUCCUCUCAGAAAAUGAUGACUACUAGUUUCAACAGCAGAAACUGAAAAGACUAAUGCAUUAUCCAUGACCUAUAUUAGGUGUUGGGCUUCUAUUGAUAUGUAGUUCAGUAUAACCAAUAGGGCUGCCACGAUUAGUCGACUAUCAAUAUCGACGACUGAUUUAAUAGUUGACGCGUCAUUUGAAGCUUUGUUUGCUUUUUUUGAGGUAUUGUGCACUUAGAGAUGCUCUUCUGUAUAACCUGGUUGUAAUGAGUGGCUCUUUGAGUUUACAUUGCAUUGCUAUUGCACAUGUGUGGAUGUGUGUGUUUGAUCAGUUGAAGUCUUUGUUGUGGAGUCUGACAGCAGUGGGGAGGAAAGACCUGCAAAAUCUCUCCAUCCCACAUUGUGGGUGCCACAGCUGCCACUGAAGGAGCUGCUCAGUGCUCUCAGAGUCUCCUGCAUGGGGUGGGAGAUAUUGUCCAACAGGGAUGACAGCUUAGGCACCAUUCUCCUGUCACUCACCACCUCCACUGCAUCCAGAGGGCAUCCUAGAACAGAGCUGGCCCUUCUGAUCAGCCUGUUCAGUCUCUUCCAGUCCCCAGCAGAAAUGCUGCCCCCCAGCAGACCACACUGUAAAAGAUGGCUGAGGCCACCACAGAGUCAUAGAAGGUCUUCAGGAGUCGGCCCUUCACUCCAAAAGACCUGAGCCUCCGCAGCAGGUACAGCCUGCUCUGCACUUUCCUGCAUAGGGCGUCUGAAUUAUGAGUCCAGUCCAGUUUAUUGUUCAGAUGAACACCAAGGUACCUCUAGCUGUCCACAGUCUCAAUAUCAAUACCUUGGAUGUUCAGUGGUUGCAGUGGAGGACGUUUGUGCCUGCAGAAGUCUACCACCAGCUCCUUGGUUUUACUGGUCUUGAUCUGGAGGUAGUUCUGCAGGCACCAGUCCACAAAGCCUUGGGUCAGUCGUCUGUACUCCCUGCCGUCCCCAUCAGUGAUCAGGCCAACUAUUGCAGAGUCAUCAGAGAACUUCUGCAGGAAGCACUGGGUGGAGUUGUAGAAGAAGUCUGCAGUGUAGAUGGUAAAGAGGAACGGUGCCAGAACCGUUCCCUGUGGGGCCCCCAUAGUGAACUCUUAUGAAUUGCUCAUGCAUUUCAUGCAUGACUCCAUAAUCUGCUUUUUACCUGGAUGGCCAAUGAUGCACUUCUGUCUCCUGCUGAUAAAGGUGUUUAUAUCCCACCCCUAGCUCCUGAAACUGUCAGGAGUAGUGCAACAUCACUAUGUAGUACAUGCUGUUUGGAUCAAACAGUGUGUGAUGUUGUUUAAGCUUAGCACAGGAUAUACCAAGAAACACGUUUCAGGUUAUAGAUGGAAAUAGAGGAAACAGUUUGCUAGGAAGCCUGCUGAGUCUCUCUUACGCAGAACCCUGUCCACAUCUUCUAAGAUGUUUUUCUACACUGAUAAGAUAAGAUAAGAUAACUCUUUAUUGUCAUUGCACAGUCAUACAUAGUACAGUAGUACAAUGAAAUUGGAAAAACUGUCCUACGUCGGCACUACAUAUAACACAACACGACACGAUAUGAC
This is a messenger RNA of Haplochromis burtoni (Burton's mouthbrooder), 3927 nucleotides long. Its product is annotated as adhesion G-protein coupled receptor G1. The transcript is spliced from 13 exons. Lineage: Eukaryota; Metazoa; Chordata; Actinopteri; Cichliformes; Cichlidae. Gene Ontology annotation, molecular function: G protein-coupled receptor activity. Gene Ontology annotation, cellular component: membrane. The record is from RefSeq and is a predicted model, not a curated record. Gene Ontology annotation, biological process: adenylate cyclase-activating G protein-coupled receptor signaling pathway; cell surface receptor signaling pathway. Bases 839 to 2413 code for a protein of 524 amino acids.